AGGGGAGAUUACAGGAUGAGACGUAUAUACUAUCACAGCCAACAAUGCAAAGCUCACUCCCGUAAUGUACGUUACAAGCUUCGGAAAUAUUUUUUUAUUUUACUUGGUAUCUGCUACCUUAUAGCGCUUGUGACUGUGAAGAGUUCGUUUCAUAGCGACUCAUUAAAAAUGGCCUUAUUAACGCUAUACUGGAGUCUGGAUGGCAUCCUCGUCCUUUCGUCUCUGAUUAUCGCCGCUUAUCUGUUCGUGACUCGGAAAUUCAAUUACUGGUCGAAACGGGGCGUAAAAGAGCUUCCACCUACGCCUUUCGUAGGCAACUUUAUGGACUGUCUCCUGUCAAGAAAAUCGGGCUCAGAAUUUCUCAAGGACCUAUACGAUUACGGCAAAGGUUGGCCUUUGCUGGGAUUCUACGUGUUCGACAAACCUCAACUGUUAAUUCGCGAUCAAGAACUCGUGAAGCACGUCCUAGUGAAAGACUUUGACUAUUUCCCUGAUAGGUACGCGACUGCAGAUGAGCAAAAUGAUCGUUUUGGAUACGCAAAUGUGGUCCUGAUGAAGAAUCAAGGAUGGAAAUCUCUCAGGCCAAAAUUGACACCGAUGUUUACCCCGGGCAAGCUGAAGACAAUGUUCGAUUCAAUGUUGAUAGUCGCUGACGAUCUUGGAAAGUGCCUCGAUUCGUUGCAUUUGGAGGGCGAUGGAAAAGUAGUCGAGUUCAGGGAGAUUUCCGCGAAUUUCACCACCGAUAUGAUUGCUAGUAUCGUGUUUGGCUUAAAAGUAGGUGCGUUAAAGAAUCCAAAAACACCGUUCCGUGAAUAUGGCAGGAAGAUCUUCCAUCCUAAUUUCCAUCGUAACAUGGAGUUACUUAUCAUAUCCUUCUCGCCUCAGUUAGUCAAAUAUCUCAAGCCGAAGUUCUUUGGAAAAAAUGCAACUAACUUCUUCCGAUCUGUUUUCUGGGAUGUGAUUGAUCAAAGAGUCGAUUCCGGCCAGAAGAGGAAUGAUCUCACAGAUGUGCUGAUCGAGAUCAGGAAAACAUACAAGAACAACGAAGAUUUGAAGGAUUACAAAUUCGACGGUGACGAUUUAGUGGCACAAGCGAUCAUGUUCUUUGUUGCUGGUUCUGAGACAUCUGCUACCGCCAUUGCUUUCACACUGCACGAACUUGCAGUGAACCCAGAUGUACAGAGGACUCUUAGGGAAGAGAUUCACGAUGCUCUAGAGAAAACUGGUGGCAAAAUCACAUACGAUAUGAUUACGACGUUACCAUACCUCGAUAUGGUAAUUUCUGAAACUCUUCGUAAAUAUCCAUCUGUAGCACACUUGGAUCGAAUUACCGUUGCCGAUUACGAAGUGCCUAAUUCCGAUCUGGUGCUAGAGAAAGGCACCCCGAUAUUCAUUUCGAUAAUGGGUUUGCACUAUGAUUCGCGGUACUUCCCGAAUCCAAAAAAAUACGAUCCACUCCGAUUUACCGAGGAAGCCAAAAGUACCAGGCCAAGUAUCGCCUACUUGCCCUUUGGUGGAGGUCCCCGCGGCUGCAUCGGUAUGCGAUUGGGGCUCAUUCAGUCCAAACUUGGAAUCGUACAGAUAUUGAAGGACUACGAAGUUUCGCCUUGUGAAAAAACCAAAACUUUAGUGGUCCUAGAUCCCAAAACGAUCAUCACGACAGCUUUAGGAGGAGUACAACUCAACAUUCGAAAGAUUACCACUGCUGCUGAUUAGACGAGGCUAAAGUUUUGCGAAUCGCGUUAUGCAUACCGGUUUUCUGCCUUGUUUGUUAUAAGUUAGAUAUAUUUUAUUAGCGAAUCGGCGAAUGUCAGCAAGUAACAUCGUCAUUUCUUUCUCAGGAGAAAUGGAUCUUUAGAUAUUAAAUAUAUCUUAGAAUCGUAAUCCCAAAUGCCCGAAAAUCGUGAUUACAAAUAUCUGAAGAUAAUUGGAUUUAUUUGGUAUUAGAUAAUAGGAAAUCGUCUUUCUGUAAAUUUGUUGUAUCCUGGUGAGGAAAAUAUCGCAUGCAGAGGAAACACAGUUAGUUUUGUUUCACUUACGCGGUCACAUGUAUAUAUUUAUUUCAUUCACUUAUUCUCAUUUACAAAAGAGACUAAUCGGCCGAUUGGCCGCCACGUGGCCAGUGCAUGACCGCCGCUUAACUUACAAUUAAAUCUCUGUAAUAUAUUAUUACGACACCUUAAAAUCAAAUUGGAAUGGCGAAUACCGUGCGGUAUCCCGGCACCUUGUUCGUAGCCAUUGUUCGACGAUGGCGUUCGAUACGCGUAUUAGUCACGGUAAUCUGUGGCAUAACUCUCCAUUCUGAUCAUUUGUAUCGUGUCGGUUUCUAAAGUGAAGCAUCGAACAUCCACGAAUGGUCGAGUAUGAUUUUCAUGAUCCUCGAUUCUACGCUAUCGAGUAAAACUUUCGGAGAACACCUGCGCGGGAUUUUGAUAGUCUUGCUAUUGUUUAGCUUCCGAAUAUUGAGAGGUAGCUUCUUCGUUUCUUCGUUCGGUAUAAUAUCAUAUGAGCAGAAUAGCGAUCGAUCGUCAUAAUCGAACAAGGUAUGCAUGUACAUACUUACGAACACAGGGCACACGCCUCUGCAACAUGCUUGAAUUUGUUUCACGAUACUUUUACACACAUAAUAACUAUACAAUUUAUCGUUUACAAUAUCUGUGAUAGUAACUCGCCAGCGAGCAUAGCCGUUAUUUCACGUCCUCCGUUCCAUAAUUCUUUUUCACCAGGUAAAUAUACGUUAUACAUACAUCUA
This is a messenger RNA of Bombus pyrosoma, 2752 nucleotides long. RefSeq names its product cytochrome P450 6k1-like. Gene Ontology annotation, molecular function: iron ion binding; monooxygenase activity; heme binding. The record is from RefSeq and is a predicted model, not a curated record. Lineage: Eukaryota; Metazoa; Arthropoda; Insecta; Hymenoptera; Apidae.